This is a messenger RNA of Penicillium subrubescens, 1344 nucleotides long. RefSeq lists its product as uncharacterized. The coding region runs from base 1 to 1344 and encodes 447 amino acids. Lineage: Eukaryota; Fungi; Ascomycota; Eurotiomycetes; Eurotiales; Aspergillaceae. The record is from RefSeq and is a predicted model, not a curated record. Gene Ontology annotation, molecular function: polygalacturonase activity. The transcript has 5 exons. Gene Ontology annotation, biological process: carbohydrate metabolic process.
AUGCAUGCCAAGAACCUUCUACUUGGCCUUGGCUGCGCCUCCGUCGCAUGGGCACAGCUUGCAGACACCACCGACUACCCAAUGGGACCAUUAACUUCGUCAAGUACUAAGUGGGCCACAAAAGUAUGCGACAUCACCAAGUACGGCGCUGUAGCGGACGGAGCGACAGAUGCCGGGCCUGCUAUCCUGGCUGCCUUUAAUGCAUGCGCUUCGGGAGGAGUUGUGAAUAUUCCGUCGGGAACAUUUGCAAUGGCAACAUGGGUCACGCUCAGUGGGGGAAGCGCCUGGGCUAUCAAUCUUGAAGGCACUAUCAUUCGUACCGGAACUGCUGGGGGUAACAUGAUCUUCAUUGAGCAUAGCACCGAUUUCGAGCUCUAUUCCUCCAAUGGCAAGGGUGCGAUGCAAGGCUAUGGCUAUGAAUUCCACUCUCAAGGUAAAUAUGGCCCGCGACUUCUGCGUCUGUAUGAAGUGACAAACUUUGCCAUCCACGAUAUUGCUCUCGUCGACUCUCCCGCUUUCCAUCUGACCCUCGACACGUGCAACCAGGGCGAGGUUUACAAUAUGAUUAUCCGUGGUGGAAAUGAAGGAGGUCUUGAUGGCAUUGAUUUGUGGGGGUUUGAUCUUUGGGUACAUGACGUGGAAGUAACCAACAAAGACGAAUGUGUCACCGUCAAGAGUCCCGCAAACCAUAUCCUUGUUGAGAAUAUCUACUGCAACUGGUCUGGUGGCUGUGCGAUGGGCUCUCUGGGAGUUAACACUGAUAUCUCGAAGGUUGUAUACAACAAUAUCUACACUGUGAACUCGAACCAGAUGUUUAUGUUCAAGAGCAAUGGCGGAAACGGUACAGUGACCGAGGUUACCCUGCAGAAUUUCAUCGGACACGAGAAUGCCUACUCGCUCUAUAUCGACGCAUACUGGUCAUCGAUAAGCGCGGCUGAAGGAGACGGAGUCUUGUAUAACUCCAUCACCUUCAACAAUUGGAAGGGAACUUGUGCAAAUGGCGCUACACGGGCCCCGCUAUACGUCUUGUGUCCCUCUACUCAACCGUGUACAAACAUUGUGAUCGAAGAUUUUGCCAUGUGGACUGAAUCGGGAAGUACGGAGUACUACAAGUGUGCAGAUGCUUGGGGCUCUGGUUACUGUCUACACUCUGGAUCUGCACAUACCUCGUACGGUACCGUGACUUCGACGUUGACAGCCGCUCCAUCGGGAUACUCAGCGACGACGAUGCCUGGUCAGCUUACGGCUGGGUUUGGACUCAGCACGUCUAUUCCAAUCCCAACUGUUCCGAAUACCUUCUUCCCGGGUGCUACACCAGCCACAGCUCGGGUCUAUGGCAGUUAG